AUGCAAUAUCUGAAGUAAUUCAGGCAAACAUCUAUUGAGGACUAUGUGGAAUCUAACUCACCCAUGAAUCAGAAUAAUACUAGUGCUAAAAACUACAUCAAAAACUAUUAUUAAUAAUUCGGGGGAGCUAAAAAGAAAUCUGCUUCAACUAAUUAAGACAUAGAUUAAAGACAGUAAAAUCCUAGCUAAUUUUAGCAGCAUAUUAAGCAGCAGCUUAUUAGUAUGAAUAUAAACCUAUUCGAUUAGAAAGAGCAUAAUGCUGAAACUACCGACACAGAAUCUCGAGUUAAUAAAAAUGUAACAACUAUAGGAGGUGGAUAAAUAUCGAGUAAUCAAAAUGUGCUCAGUUAAAAUCUAAAAUAAAGGGCUUAAAAAAGGCAAAAUAAUUACAAUAAACUUAUUGAAGUUUUAUUAUGCCCCACAGAACGACUUAUUUCUUAGGCAGAUGAUUAAGGUUCAAAGUUAUCUCAAAAUAAAAGAAAAAAUCAUCAAACCAUUGAUACAGUAAAUGAUAAUAAACUAAAUGAGGUUUCACCAUAACAGAUGAUUUUACCUAAAUUGAUAAGUAAAAAUGGAAACUAAUACAAUGAAGGAGGUAAUUUGCAGUAAGUAAGAUCAAGUUCAAACAAUAACUAGGGAUAUACAUCAACUUAGGAAAGAGUAUCUACUCUAAAUCAUAAAGAAUCCUUUAUUAAUAUGCUUAGAACACUGGACCAUGACCAAAAUGACAACAAUCAAAUACUUUUAGGAAAUGCUACUUUGCAAACUAAUUAAACGUUGGAAUAGGAUUGA
Molecule: messenger RNA, 792 nt
Organism: Stylonychia lemnae
Lineage: Eukaryota; Ciliophora; Spirotrichea; Sporadotrichida; Oxytrichidae
Source: the annotation of a GenBank genome assembly